Nymphaea colorata (pocket water lily) is the source of this 1902-nucleotide messenger RNA. RefSeq names its product membrane-bound transcription factor site-2 protease homolog. Gene Ontology annotation, biological process: membrane protein intracellular domain proteolysis; regulation of response to endoplasmic reticulum stress. Gene Ontology annotation, cellular component: membrane; cytoplasm. Gene Ontology annotation, molecular function: metalloendopeptidase activity; protein binding. The record is from RefSeq and is a predicted model, not a curated record. NCBI's taxonomy places the organism in Eukaryota, Viridiplantae, Streptophyta, Magnoliopsida, Nymphaeales, Nymphaeaceae. The coding region runs from base 322 to 1860 and encodes 512 amino acids. The transcript has 11 exons.
CCCCCAAACGGGACACGGUCGUCCGUCGCCUGGAACUUUCGAGCUGAAUGGGAGGAGCCUCCCUCCUUCCAUCAGCAUGGUUAGAGAGAGAGAGAGAGAGAGAGAUGGGUCCAAGACGAAGAUGGGGAAGAAGAGGGCAAUCUGCACUUAUUCCCCUUCAGAGGAGGACACAAACUCUUUCGCUUUCUUGCUGGUAUUGUGAGUACAAGACGUUCGUCUUCAACGAGAUGCUCCUUUCACUGGGAUUAAAAUACUCAAGAGUUGUAAUGCAGGCGAUCAACAUUCAAGCAACCAUGUAUCUGGAUAUGUAUGUGCUGAAAGAUGUCAUAUAUCCCCUGUGACUGCAGGAUUUUGAAGGUUUGGUUCAGUAUCGGACUUGGAUUCAGCUUGAUGGCAUUUAUUGGUGUUACAAUGGUCCUAGUUUGGCAAUUUGCAAAUGCAUUGUAUAUGUAUAUCCAGGGUAUGGCAGUGUGGGAUCUAACCAAUAACCAUUUGUUGCGUCAUCUGAUUUUGGCUCCUAGUUCAUGCACAUCUCUCGUAGAUGCUGGAUAUGUGAUAUUCUCAACAAUUUUGGCUGUGGCUAUUCAUGAAUUUGGCCAUGCUCUUGCUGCAGCAAGUGAGGGUUUGCGCAUUGAAUAUGUUGCAAUCUUUCUUGCAACAUUAUUUCCUGGGGCUUUGGUUUCUUUUGACAAUGAAGUGCUGCAGAGCCUACCACGCUGUACUAACCUUCGAAUUUACUGUGCUGGUGUAUGGCAUAAUGCAGUGUUGUCUGCAGCUUGUUGGCUUAUGCUGCUUUUCCUCCCAUUACUUCUAUCCCCCCUCUAUAUUCAUGGAAGCAAUCCAAUGGUAUUAAGUGUCUCUCCAACUUCACCACUUUCCAAGAAAUUAGGUUAUGGAGAUGUUAUUGUCUCCAUGGAUGGAAUCAAUAUUAAUGACCCCAAAGAAUGGAGGACGAAAUUGGCUUCAAUAGAGUCAAAAGCAGUUGAAAAUAUUGUAUACUCUGGGGACACACACAAUUUUUUCUCCUCCGGUAAUGGGAAAGGUUAUUGUGUUCCUGUUUCAUGGUUAGAGGAGAGCAGGAACCUUCAAGCUUUACCUGAUACAUCUGGUUGUCCUGAUGGGCUUAAAGCUUUUGUGGUUGAACCAUGUCCAAAUUCCACUUUUCUUCAUAAAGUUGAUGCUCUAAACAGUACUGGGCAAAGAGUUGAUGACAUGUAUUGUUUGGUUGCAAAAGAUAUUGUGGGCCUCCAAAAAUGUGGGGAUGGAUGGCCAACUCCUGAGACAGGCAACAACAGCUGUUCAUGUCCUGAGGGAGAAUCCUGCCUUAGUCGUGUGAAAGUACCUGGGUCCACAUGGCUUGAGGUUGGAUAUUCAACUCCGUAUGAGUUCGGGUGCUUUUAUGGUGAGCAAAGAAGGAAUUGUGGGGGGAGUUUUGUAAUUGAAGAUAAUGCUCUCUCCAUUGCUAAAUCUGUUCAGCUAACAGCAUAUCGGCCACGCUGGUUCUUCUUUUCUAAUGGAUAUUUUCCAGCUGCACUUGAAAAUUUGCUAGCAUUUACUCUCCACAUAUCUGCAGGCCUGGCUCUGCUCAACGUCUUGCCGGUAGUUCGACUAGAUGGUGAUUGUAUAAUGGAAGUUGCUGUGUCAUCCUUUACUUGGUGGAGCCCCAGAAGACGAUCAAAGCUUCUGAAAUUACAGAUAUUUUGCAUUGGCCAACGGCCGUCCGAUUUUCGCCGGUCCAAAUUCCUUGUACCAGUGGUUGUGUUCGGGCUUGGGCCGGUUUAUUUUUAUUCUGGCUCGAACUUCAAAGCAAGUUCCUCAGCGGCACAGUCUACCGAUGACCCAACGAAGAAUCUACGGUGACUCCGAAGCAACUUUCAUUUAUUAGGAUUAGGAAGAGGCUUG